This is a messenger RNA of Cylicocyclus nassatus, 3683 nucleotides long. The record is from the annotation of a GenBank genome assembly. Lineage: Eukaryota; Metazoa; Nematoda; Chromadorea; Rhabditida; Strongylidae.
AGGUCAUUGGCGAUCACUGAUACUUUACUAAAACCGCCAGACACUUUCCAAAUGUCGGACAACGAACCGCAGUCCCAGCCGGACUCAACGUCCGAGCCUUCACCCCACAGCUCUCAUAUGAAGACGAUAACACCAGCUCCUGUGCCAAAAACGUACAUUCGCAUGCCAAAGAGAGGAAUUCCGCCAAAUCCUAUGCCUGAGAACUAUGUCCGUCUGGACCAGAUCACUGAUGAGCUAUAUGAUAUGUUUUGUAAGGAAGUCAUCGAUGAGGUUGAGCAAGAAUGCGGUCCUCAAGAACGAAAAUUGUUAGACAACAUGUGUUCUUCAGGAGAUUUUGGGGCAGCUGUGGACUUUUAUGAUGAGAUACUGGGGGAGCUGCCGGUUGUGAUGGUUCACAUGAGAACGUCCAAAGUGUUUUUGUCACCAUCACUGAGGGAGAAGUGCAUUGAGAAAGUUAUUGCCGUGAAGAAAACUGAGUCAAGUCCCAUCUGUGCCGCUCUCGCACAUAUUCAACAGCUUUUUGUCGGAUUCCCGCCAGAGAUUCGGCUACGCCACUUGUUAGUUGCCGAGCUGGAAAGACAGGAGCCUGGUACUUUAUCCGAGGAUGACAAGCGACUGAUGGCACUUCCUCCCUCAGCUCGCUUCACUGCAAGACCGGGAUUACUUCUUCGCCGUUGCAAUGCUCUUCCAAGUCCAGGUGCAGUUGCGCGAAGGACGUCUAAUAGAAUAGCCAAGAUCAAAGAGAAUGCUGAUUCCAAAGCUGACAUCGUCACUAACUCUACAAAUACACAAUCUCCUGCGCCUGCAGGCAAAUUGCCCCCCAAAGUGAAACCUUUGCUUAUCAACCUAUUGGUUCCACUUGAAGACCGAAUCUAUGAUAAAAUCGCCGAUGUUCUUGCUGAGAGAAUCACGCUAGAAAGCGUUGAGGAUGAAUCUUUACGGGUUGCCAUUGAAAAUAUACGAGAUAGCGGAGAGAUUAUGGUGGAGGAGUGGUUAGAAGAACAAUUCUUCUGUCCACCUGGAUUGCGUUUACGCGCUAAUGAUGACAUCGGAAGGAUUUAUCUUAGGAAAAGCGAAGUGUCAGAGGUAUGGCGGAUGUGUUACGCUACACUAAGUGAGCGACCUCAAUGUGAAAUUUUGAACGCCGUUGAUGCACAGUACGUCGGGAUAGCAACUAAAGCAAACCUGAAAGAAGUUUCAAAAUAUGACUUACUGAAAGGAGCUCGAGUAGUGUUUCCAACACCGCCAAGAUCCAUCGGGAGAAAACCCAUGCAAUACGUGCAGAUUGACAUCCUGCUUAUGGAGGAAACUGUUUAUGGUGAACGAUCUUACAGUCAAGCGCUGUUCUUAACGGAUCUGUACUCUGGCUACUGCUUUGCUAGAGCACUGACUGACUGUCCUGAUCUGGCUAUAAUUGUACGGCACGUUAUGGACAUCUUUGGAUCUUUUGGACCACCUGAGGCAUACCGAACUUAUUCACUCGAUUACACCCAAGUCAUUGCCGAUGUCAUGAGUGAUAUUGAACGCCUAUUCAAAAUCUCCAUCAAAAACAUGGGUGUUGGGGGAAACCUCACCCGUGACCUUGUUAAUGCACUGUACAAACGAGCAGCAACGGAGCUACAGGCUACGAAUCGUUGGGUUGAAGCGCUGCCAUUCGCUGUUAUCGAACAAAAUCAACGUCCAUCAAAGUUUUUUGACCCGACACGGACUCCAUUUGAGAUAAUGUUUGGGCGGCACGCUUGGAGAGAUGAAGGUUGUCCGCCAUGGGUCAAUCCUCCAGCGGAUGAUGACGGCAGUGAGCAGUUGCGUAAAUCAGGGAAGAAAAUCAAGAGACAUUUUGCGGAAGAAGGAGAGGAGUUUGAAACAACGCAGUUGGAUACUGUGAGGGAUCUGAAAAUGUAUGCGAAUUCGCUAGUUGAGAGCAGGAAAAGGAUCAAGAAUACAGCGGCGCCUGUUUACGUCCCGGUGUUCAGUGAUGAAGGUAAACUGAUGAAUCCAGGAACCGGUUACAUGUUCCAAAUCUUCGAUCGGGUCUAUGUACGUAAUCCACACUUUCAAUAUGACUGUAGGUCAUCAAAACAACGUCCACAUAUCGCUCGAUAUUAUCGAGGCAUCAUCGUUGAUAUAGAUGAAGACUUAGUUGAUUCCAUGUAUAAGAUACUGUACUGGGAGGAUGACCCACACGAUAUCGAUGCUAUGAGCUCUUCCCAGUGGCCAGCUGCUGAUGACACUUACGAUUGUACUUCCUCAUGGUUUGGCCCAUGGGAUGUCACUGCAUCAACAGCACAUCUAGCGAAGUUACGUACCGUACCAGUGGAGUAUUCCGCAGAAACUAUUGCGUGCAAGCGGCGAACAAUUGAUGCGCGUUGCCGAUGUGAUAGUCCUGGUUGUGUAGGCUUUGCUAACUCACGAUGUCCAAGAAACUUCUCUGCCGAAUGUUGCAUGAAGAAUUCAUACGAUUGCUGCUAUCACAGGAGAGGCGAAAGACAUUUUGAGCUUGAUCAUCGUCGCACUCCGGACGCCCGGUUUAAUGUGUAUUCGCAUCAGCGGACGCGAGCACCCAACACCUCCGCGCCAGCUUUUCAUGUCAAGGUGGAAAAUCUUGCAUCGAGCUCUGAAUCAUCGCCAUACGAAUAUGAAAUGGAUUCGCAAAAAAGUAGCGCGCGAUCCUCACUAAGCUCUUCACAGGCGCAACCGGAGAAGCGGUACACCUUUAGAGAUGGAAUUCUCGUAGAAGUUUCCGAUCUGGAUUUGGAAGCACCACCACGAAAGGGUGCACCACCGGUGAUCAGAAAAAGGCGAAUAACUGAUUCGCAUGAGGUUGUGGUGCCAUCCUCUCGAUCGCGGGAUUCUUGGUCUGCCGAGAGAGAUGCCGAGUCUACAACUUCGCAAGAGACGCAUCAUGUUCAUUUUGCUGAUCCCGAUCCAGAAUCUGCCACCCCUAGUCCGACACCUUCUGCAUGCUAUGAAGUGGAGAUCAGCCCUGGCGAUUCAUCACAAACAGUGUCUCACGAAGUGGUCUCAUCAGUCUCUCAAGACACUCCUCGACCCAGGAGGGUCUCAGCCCCGCGUCUGCGAGAUGAUGAUGUGGAUCAUGGCGGUGUGGACUGGGAUGUACCAGAGAUCUCCCUUCGACCAAGAGUUGUACCACGUCGUGAUCAUCCAUACGAGAGAGCAACUCCUAUCUAUAGACCUGUGAGCCCAACUGCGAAAUUUCUUGCGCUAAACUCAAUGGCUCAGCGAUUGGAGAAGUCCGCAGAAAAAAGGUACUCGGCUCGUGCGGCUGGAAAGAAUGAGAAUGGUACAAAAGCUGGUUACAAAUUGGUGCCAACUUCCAGAGAAGCUACUCACGUGCACCCCUUCGACGCAGAAAUGAUGGCUGAAGGUAAAAAUGUCACUAUGAUGGAUGAUGUCGAACAAGAUCCCAUUGAACCAGCAACUCAAACUCCGGUUGUUACUUCCACCAGCGUUCCUCGUCGCAUUUAUGUAGUGAAGGCUACAGUCCCUGAACCUUCCCAAACCACGUCAGAAAGCAGCUCCAAGUGAAACAUUAGAGCAUGUACCUAAUGGUGAGGGAGUUUACUAAGAGCUGUCAGUAGCGAUAGAAGUCAUGCAUUAUGUUGUACUUCACUGUGCUAUGUAACAAAGCUUAUGUUGCCGAAGCGUAAUAAAGUAGUUAGAGC